This is a messenger RNA of Cryptosporidium muris RN66, 282 nucleotides long. RefSeq lists its product as uncharacterized. The transcript has 3 exons. The record is from RefSeq and is a predicted model, not a curated record. Lineage: Eukaryota; Apicomplexa; Conoidasida; Eucoccidiorida; Cryptosporidiidae. The coding region runs from base 1 to 282 and encodes 93 amino acids.
AUGAAUGCAAUUAGAAGGAGUAUAGUACACUUUCGUAAAGAUAAUGCUAAAUGGAGAUGGAGACAAGGAGAUUGGAUAGCUCAUUUAUCAGGUUUAACUCCCAUGGCUCCUGCUAUGAGGCAAAAAUAUAUAAAAGAAAUUUGUAAUUUAACUCCAGUACAUGUAUGCCCAUUUAAUAUAACUUUAAAUGCUACAGAAUUAAUUAUUGAAGAAAAUAAGCUAUCAUUAUUGCGUUAUAAAAAAGAAUUGCGUGAGAAAAGCAAAAUUGUACCCAAAAAGUGA